AUGGAUCCCUCACAAUACUACAACAACUACAUGCGCGACCGAGAAGCCAACCUCCGCAAGGAAAGCGCACAACUCGAGGACUGCUAUGGACAAUACCUCGACAUCCGAACGGCGAAACUGCGAGAGCAGAAGGAGAUAUGGGAAGUGCUCGACAAAGUCACCGGCGAGCGUCUUGGUGUUGGCGAGCAACUGGAGGGCGCAUUGAUGGAGCAGAACGAGUGUCUCCAGCGUCAACACCUCGAGCUUCUUGAGCUUCGCGCACAGCUGCGGCUCGGUAGUGGGAGUUGGCCAGCUUCGCCGGGGUUGAUGAGGCGUAUUGGGCGACAGGUGCUGGUUGGAUUCCUGCUUCUCUCUCUGGUCUAUACCCUGAUGAUGUUGAACGUCAUGCUCAUCGGGGCGCUCGCGGCUGCAUGGCACAUUUUGACGCCGUCUUGGUGGGUGGUGGAUCCGUACCCGCCAAUUGACUCGGUGCUCUGGGCUGUUCUCUUCGUCUGCCAUCGCCGAAGUCGCUUGGUGGUGUUCGUGGCGUUUGGGAUUGCGCUUCUGGUGUUGAUCUCUGCGGGUAUGGUCUGGCAGGUGAUGGAGGUGGUGAGGAGCUGA
Molecule: messenger RNA, 600 nt
Organism: Zasmidium cellare ATCC 36951
Lineage: Eukaryota; Fungi; Ascomycota; Dothideomycetes; Mycosphaerellales; Mycosphaerellaceae
Exons: 1
Coding region: 1-600 (199 amino acids)
Source: RefSeq, a predicted model, not a curated record